GAGGGAGACGCUGAGAGCGAGGCGCAGUGAGAGGGGGCGGGUGUAGAGGCCGAGGCACCGCCCAGAGCUCCCUGAGACGGAGACUGAGAACGCCCCCGGCCAGAUCCCCCCCAGAGAGACCCGGGUAGGGACAGGGGCAGAGAGACGCCUCCAGGGGCAGAGGCCCUGGGAGGCAAAGACCCCAGGAGAGAUUUACCCACCCCAGAUCGAGAGCGCGGCUCAGAGUCGGACGAGGGCAGACUGGCAGAGGACAACGCCCCCCAGGUCUCCUGGGAGACCCCGGAGCGACCCCGGGGGCAGCCCGGGCCGUGUCCGGGCGAGGGUGACCUAUCCUUGGUUGGGGGCGAUGGGGACACAGGACCUGCAGGGCUUCCUCUUUCUCCUCUUCCUCCCGCUGCUGCAGCCGCGUGGGGCCUCGGCUGGGAGCCUGCACAGUCCAGACCUGGGUUUGCUAUUCUUGGGGUGGUGGGACCCCCACCACCUCCCUCCUACCCGCAGUAACCCAGACGGUGACGUGCAGCCGUGGUGCUACGUGGCUGAGACAGAGGAGGGCAUCUACUGGCGCUAUUGCGACAUCCCCACCUGUCACAUGCCAGGCUACCUGGGAUGCUUUGUGGACUCAGGGGCACCCCCAGCACUCAGCGGCCCCAGCGGCACCUCCACGAAGCUCACGGUCCAGGUGUGCCUUCGCUUCUGCCGCAUGAAGGGGUACCAGCUGGCCGGCGUGGAGGCCGGUUACGCCUGCUUCUGUGGCUCUGAAAGCGACCUGGCCCGGGGACGCCUGGCCCCCGCCACCGACUGUGAUCAGAUCUGUUUCGGCCACCCCGGACAGCUGUGUGGCGGAGAUGGGCGGCUGGGCGUCUAUGAAGUGUCCGUGGGCUCCUGCCAGGGGAACUGGACGGCGCCUCAGGGCGUCAUCUACUCCCCGGACUUCCCGGACGAGUACGGGCCGGACCGGAACUGCAGCUGGGCCCUGGGCCCGCCGGGCGCCGCGCUGGAGCUCACCUUCCGCCUCUUCGAGCUGGCCGACCCGCGCGACCGGCUGGAGCCUGUCUCUUAUACACAUCUAGAUGUGACGCUGCAGCGGGAUUGGUCGGGCUCGGCUGAUGUCUGCUCCCUCUCUAGGAGCUGUCUGCUGGCUCCGGGAAAAGGGUCCCCGGCGCUGGGGCCUUCCAGGGGCCCCAGGAGAAGCUGGGCUGUGUGGUACCGACAGCCCCGAGGGGUGCCCCUGCCCUGCUCCCCCGGGGACCCCCAGGUUGAGGGUUCUGCUGCGGGCUACCGGCCUCUGAGUGCCUCCAGCCAGAGCUCCCUGCGCUCGCUCAUCUCCGCUCUCUGACUCUGGACCCCCAGGGUCCGCUGGACUCGCCACCAGCGAGAUACUGAGAUGCUGUGCUGCGCCGCGCCCUACCUCGGCCUUGCGCCUGUUUAGGGGCAGCUCGGCCUCUGGUCAUCUUGGGGAGACCAGAAGUCGGACAGGAAACAUCUGGUGCUAUUAUCUGGGACUUGCCCUUACCGUGGGGGUCCAGAUGGUCCAGACCAAAGGGCAAGAGAAAUCCAGUCCCCUCUCCAUGGACCUUUAUGUGGGGGUGGUCUCUGGUUUUAGAGGUCUUUGAACCCCUCUGGGGGUGAUCUUAGACUGCUGUCCUCAGUGAGAGGUCACAGGUCAAUAAAAAUGGUCAAAAAGACCCCCACAGACUUUGAAUAAAGGAUCUACUUUGG
Mandrillus leucophaeus (drill) is the source of this 1719-nucleotide messenger RNA. It is a transcript of the gene KREMEN2, whose product is annotated as kringle containing transmembrane protein 2. Gene Ontology annotation, cellular component: plasma membrane. The record is from RefSeq and is a predicted model, not a curated record. Gene Ontology annotation, biological process: multicellular organism development. The coding region runs from base 347 to 1336 and encodes 329 amino acids. The transcript is spliced from 6 exons. Lineage: Eukaryota; Metazoa; Chordata; Mammalia; Primates; Cercopithecidae.